AUGGGCUCGAUUCCGUACCCGGCCGGCGAUGUACCGGCCGCAGAUGAUGAUAUCGCCAUCAUCGGAUUCUCCUUGAAACUCCCCGGAGAAGCAACUUCAGCAGAGAAUUUCUGGAAUAUGUUACUCGCUGGCCGGUCAGCCGCUAGUGAAUUUCCAGCCAACCGCCUCAACCUGAAUGAUAUCGAUCGGUUUGAUGCACCAUUCUUUUCUAUCAGCCCCGCUGAGGCUGCUUGCAUGGAACCUCAGCAGCGGCACAUGCUCGAGACAAGCUAUCGAGCUCUUGAAAAUGCUGGAAUCACUGUGUCGCAGUGCUCCGGGACCCGAACUUCGGUUCACACAGGGAGCUUCACUGACGACUAUAGGAGCGUCCUGUUCCAUGACAGGCUCGAGGGUCACAUGUAUGCCGCAACGGGUAUAGCAAAUUCAAUUCUGGCGAACAGGGUCAGUUGGUUCUUCAACUUCACGGGGCCCAGCCUCAACCUUGACACCGCGUGUUCGUCGAGUAUAACGGCUUUACACCUGGCUUGCCAAGACCUGCGCAGUGGGGUCACAGACAUGGGUCUUGUUGGUGGUUGCAAUCUUAUCUACCAUCCAGACUACAUGGUGAUGAUGAGCAACAUGAGUUUCCUGUCGCCCGACUCCCGCUGUUGGAGUCUUGACGAAAGGGCGAACGGCUACGCACGAGGCGAAGGCUUUGGAGUUGCCGUCAUCAAGCGGCUCUGCGACGCGGUUCGAGACGGGAACACGGUUCGGGCCGUGAUUCGUGCGACCCGGCUGAACCAGGAUGGCAGGACUCCGGGCCUGACGAACCCGAGCGGUGACGCGCACAAGGCCCUGAUCCGGGAGGCAUACCGAGAAAACAAGAUUGACAUGGAGCCGACCAGGUUCUUUGAGGCUCAUUCCACUGGCAAGUUGCAUUGCCUUUGGGCUCUUGAUGGAACCCAGGCGGGUGACCCUACGGAAGCCAAUGCAGUUGGGGAGGUCUUCUCCACGAUCCGGUCUGAGGAUGACCCUCUAUGGCUUGGUGCUGUCAAGCCUAACAUAGGGCAUCUCGAGGCUGGAAGCGGCAUGGCCAGCUUGUUCAAGGCCAUACUCGUGCUCGAAAACGGCGUCAUACCGCCAAAUGCCUGUUUCGAGAAGCUGAAUCCGCGCAUUCAAGCCGAGCGAUUCCACCUCAGGGUGAAUUCGUUCGGGUUUGGAGGCUCAAACGGGGUUGUAAUUCUCGACGAUGCGUAUCAUUACCUCCGAUCAAGAGGACACAAUGCGCCUACCCGUACCAGGCCUGAUCCGCCAACCAUGGGUGCGAUCAAGGGUAUGCGGCCACCGGAUGCUGUUGUAAAAUCUCUGGAAAAGAAACAAUCCCCCCGAGAGCAAGGCCACGGGGUCCUGGUAUGGUCCAGCAACGACGAAGAUGGACUUGGACGUGUUCAAAAUGACUUGUCAGCCUUCUUUUCCCGCCAGCCUCAAGGAAGCCUGUCCAUGGAAGAUCUCAAGGAUGUGGCUUAUACACUCGCAAAACGAACACAGCUCACAUGGAGACGGUCGGUCACAUAUUCCAGCUUAUUAGAACUUCUCGAGAAGCUCAAUGGACCCGGUGGGUCUCCCUCUGCUCUUCCCAGCGAAAAGAGCACACGAGAUCAUAAAUGCGGAUUCAUAUUUACCGGACAGGGAGCUCAAUAUGCUGGUAUGGGUCUUGGUCUCAUGUCUUCAUAUCCUGUUUUCAGAACAAGCAUGAAGCGCAAUCAGGAGCUCCUGGACCGUAUGGGAUGUGGGUGGCAGCUGGAUGACUUGAUAUCCGUGCCCGAAAGCCCAGAAUCACAGCGCAUCAACGAGCCACAGUAUAGUCAGCCUUCAUCGACAGCGUUGCAAAUUGCACUUGUGGAUUUGAUGCGAUCGUUCGGUAUCGAGCCAUCAGCGGUGGUCGGCCACUCCUCAGGCGAGAUUGCGGCGGCAUAUGCUACUGGGGCUUUGUGUCGUGAGAGUGCCCUGAGGGUUGCUUUUCAUCGGGGUCGUCUCGCAUCCGAACUGCGCGCGAGGACAGACCGCGCGCUCACCAUGAUGGCUGUGGGACUGAGCGCCAGCGCAGCCGAUAAGUACCUUUCCAAGCUCGAACAGGAAUUCGCUGAGGAUGGGGGCCGGGAUGUCGAUAUCGCUUGCAUCAACAGUCCCCGUAACGUCACACUGGCGGGUGAUGCCAAGCAAAUUCAAUUCCUUGAGGAUCUCCUUCAAGGGGAUGUCAUUGCGCGAAGGCUCAACAUCGACAUGGCUUAUCACUCGCAUCAUAUGAAAUCAAUAUCUGACGAAUACCGAAGCUGCCUACAAGAUCUCCAGCCCGAUAGAGAUCAAAAGAGGUCCACGAUAAUGAUAUCUUCUGUCACCGGCGCUGCUAUUGAUCGGGCAUCUGACCUAACCUCCCCAGAAUACUGGAUUAAGAACCUUACCAGCACUGUAAGGUUUUCGGAUGCUAUCUCAACACUGAGUGCGCAAUCAGGGAGGAAGCGCAAGGUUUUGGGCCGCAAAGCAAGCAAAGACAACGAAUUCAAAAUAUCAGAGCUUGUCGAAGUUGGUCCGCAUCACGCACUUCGGGGGCCUAUUCGAGAAUGUCUUGAAGCCAUGAAGAAGACAGAAACCAUCAAAUACUACCCCACGCUGGUACGUCGUACUGCUUCCUCAUCGCCGACACCACCGGGAUCAGCAACAGGCGACAUUUUGACUCUGGCGGGCAAACUCUGGGAGCUGGGUCAUCCCAUCGAUCUCCUCGCAAUCAACAACCUCCCACGCGAAAUCCCGAUGGCUCUGAGAGUGGACCUUCCUGAGUACCCAUUCAAUCAUUCUCAAGUGCACUGGAGGGAGAGUCGGGUAGCAAGAAAUUAUCGCAUGCGGGACACGCCACGCCACGACUUCCUCGGCGUGAGAAGCGACGACUGGAAUGAGAAGCAAGCACAUUGGCGAAACAUGGUCAGUGAAACACGGUUGCCCUGGCUGCGUGAUCAUCGACUUGCGGGACAGUACCUCUACCCUGGCGGCGGGAUGGUAGUCAUGGCCGUCGAAGCAGCCAGGCAGCUGGUCGAUGCGGAGAAGCAUCCCGAAGGUCCGUCCAGCUUCGAGCUUAGAGACUUGCAAAUCCUCAAUGCCUUCCAGUCUGUCAAGGCGUCGGAAAGUCAAGUCGAAACCAGGUUCACACUUGUCCCAACGGCAGAGAACCCACUAUGGUCUCAGUUUCACCUUUUCAUUUAUGAAUCCAACGGUUGGGUUGAAGUCUGUCAUGGUCAGAUUCGUGUACAUCACGAUACCGAGGACGACGAGGAGGGUGGACAUCAGGAUGACCUUCACACGCGGUGGAGUCGCCAUCUCCAGAAUUGGAGGACGCAAUCAUUUGAGGGUGAGUUUGCCGAAAGUCAACAGACCUUCGAUAACAAGACAUUCUACGACCUCGUGGCGGCAGAGAACGAUGCCGUCUACGGCCCAGCCUUCCAAACCCUCGAUGACAUUGCUGUGUCAUCCGAUGGGAGAGUCAUGGCCAACAUCCAAACUCGGAAAUGGGCAGAGCACUACGGGGACGAGCACGUAUCGUCUCACAUCAUCCACCCAGCGACCGUCGAUGCCCUGUUCCAGAUGGUCUUCCCCGUCCUGCUGGGCACAGGCGACACAAUCGUACCCACUCGCGUCGGGAGGAUGUGGAUUAACGCACGCGGCCUCGACGGGCUCUCCCACCGCGGUUUAUCCACGCUCCGCGCCCAGGUUGUUUGUAGUCGCAAGGGGGCCCGCGGCACUACCGUUGGCGGUCGUGUGGUGUCGCCGGAUACGGGAGAGCCCUUGCUCGACCUGGAGAACUAUGAGUCCACCAUUGUGGGCACAAAAGAUGACCUGGAGACAGAGCCUAGGAAGCUCUGUGCGACCAUGCAGUGGCGUCCGGAUGUCGAAGCCAUGUCGCAAAACGAGCUGGCCAGCGUGCUUGCAGCUACCUCAUCGCAUGACAGUGAAAGUGACCAGGCUCAAGGCCAAUCCUACAUGGACCAGAACUUGGUGAUCCAAUACUUCCUCUCGGAAGCCAUGGACCGUCUUGAAAACAAGGUCUCGCAUCCUUCUGACAGUCAUAGCCAGGGCAUCGUCCAAUGGGUACAACAUCAAAGUUCUCGCACCGACAAAGGAGACGCUCAGAUAGAGCGUAUGAGAAAUGAUCCCGCAUUCAGGAAGCGAAUGUUCCAUCAAGUGGCGAAUCUUGGUACAGGCGGCGGGUUCCUCAUGAAGCUUGCGGAGAACAUCUCAGAUGCCGUUCUAGGCAAACUUGAUUUUCGGGAGCUUCUGAGCGACUCCUCGUUGGUCCAAGAUUUUCGCAAGUCACAUUUGUCCAAAGGACCCUGCAUCCCGCCCAUGAAGGGAUUUUUGGAGCUCCUGGGGCACAAGAAUCCUGCCAUGCGGAUCCUCGAGCUCCACGGUGGCAAUGGCGAUUUCACCGAGGUCGUGACUUCGGCCUUGCUCCAUGAGGGGAGGCCAAGAUGGUCUAGCUAUGACUUUACUGAUGUUUCCGCAGAAACCUUCCCGGAACUUCAAGAGAGAUUCGGAGGUAUUGCGAAUUCUAUGGACUAUCGUGUCCUCGAUACAGAUGGUGAUGCCGUCGGACAGGGCUUCAAUGAGGCCGCUUAUGACCUUGUAGUCACUUGUGGGGUGCUGCAAAGGAUUGGAGACAUGGAGAGAAUCAUCCAAACCGCCAGCAGGCUGCUGAAGCCCCAUGGGAAGGUCAUGUUAUUCGAGACGACAAAUCCUGAUGCGGUUCGGGCUGGUCUGUAUGGGGCAUUGACGGGAUCCCUCUGUACCAGCACCACAGCGCAGGCGAAUUAUGCGCCAUUUUACAGCACAAAAUCAUGGACCAAUGCUCUCGAAUCCUCGGGUCUUGGGCAAUUGGACUUGGUCCUGCAAGACUCUAUGGACCCGGAAACCUUCGAGAACUCUCUCAUGAUCGCGUCAAAAGCCCCAGAAGACGAUCACAUCGACGCCGUGGACGCAUCUGAAGCGACGACGACGAUUCUCGUGGACAGCCGGGUUCCCGAACAGCGAGAUCUUGCCGAAUCCCUGCAGCUGUGCCUUGGCAAGGGACGCAGCGACAAGUCCGUCUGCAGAUGCGUAGAUGUGCAGUCUCUGGCCACGUCGGCAGACAUCGACCUCGCGCGCUGCAUCUCCCUCCUCGACGUGGCCCGGCCAUUCCUGUUCCACCUCCAGGAACACGAGUUCGAAACACUCAAGCACCUCGUUGCCUCCUCGGGCGAGAUGCUCUGGGUGUCACGGGGGUGCUCGUCACCCACGCCCCCGGAGUUCAGCAUGAUCGACGGGUUCGCCCGCGUCAUGCGCGGUGAAUACCCGCUGCUGAAGCUCACGACGCUUGCGCUGGAGCCGCCAGCAGAGGCAGCGGGUUGCCACGGUCUGAUAUCAAGGGUGUGGCGCCGAAUGCUCAGGACAGACCACGCAGGCACCGAGCUCGAGUACCGCCAGCGCGAUGGCCGGCUCGAGAUCCCGAGGGUGGUCCACUCGGCCGGCAUGAACGGCGUGAUCGCAACGCGAAGCAAAGAACGCCAUGUGGUGGAGAGCUGCAGGCUGGGUGGCGCACCGCCCCUGGCCCUGCACGUCGGCUCGAUCGGCACGUUGGACUCGGUCUGCUUCAGCGAGGUGUCCCGGCAUGAGACUGCUUCUGCGCCCCUGCCUGAUGAUGAAGUCCUGGUCCGAGCUCAGGCCCUUGGUCUCGACCACAGGGACUUCCUCGUUGCUUCAGGCCGGCUCAACGAUACGGGUCUCGGUAUGCAGUGGUCUGGAACUGUUGUCGAGAGCGGCGCUGCGUCUCACCUUCGGCCGGGUGAUCGCGUAUGCGGCAUUUCUCCCGAAGGGUUGCAAACCUUGGCCCGCUACAAGAGCGCGUCCGUGGCGCUCAUUCCUCCGUCCCUGCCGGAGAUAACUGCCGCUUUACUGCCGGUUGCUGCCAUCGUCGGCCUUCACGCCUUGAUCGGGUUUGGAGGCCUCCAGGAGGGCGAGCUCGUGCUGGUGCACAAUGCUGCGAGCACCCUGGGCCAGGUGGCCGUGCAGAUUGCGCAGAGCAUGGGCGCACUGGUGCUGGCGGUGGCGAAGACACGGGGCCAGCGCGAGAUGCUUGCGAGGGUCUACAAGAUACCCACGCGUCAGAUAUUCUCGAAGGGGGAUCGCCGCAUUCUGGAAACAACACGAGGUCGAGGAGUGGACGUACUGUUUGCUGUGUCGCCGACUCAGGAAGAGACGGACGGUCUCUGGGAUUGUGUCGCGCCCUUCGGAAGGUUUGUGCAUGUCUGCGAUGACGAGGCGACAGCUGCGUCUGGGAACUGUAUUCCGGGGAAUGCAGCAUUCACUCGCAUUAAUACUGCCAGGUUUCUCAGGGAAUCCCGCGCCCGGGUGUCCUUGCUUUGGGCGACAGCUGCGGCAAUGUUCAGUGACGGCACGAUCUAUCCUGUGACAGGCUCGGAGAUCCACGCUGCAAAGGAUGUAGGAAACGCUCUGAAGUUCUUCUCCAGCGGCGAAGAAGCAGGUGGCAGCAUUGUCGAGUUGGGAGACGAUGAGUUGGUCAAGGCGCACUUGCUCGUCAAGCCUCUAUACCUCUUUGAUCCUCACAAGACCUAUGUCAUCUCAGGAGGGCAAGAGGCACGAGCACUCGCGGAGGAUCUGACUGCCCAGAAGGUGCAGGUCCUCGCACCGCAGUGCGAUAUAACUGAUCUGAAGCAACUUAGAGCAGUGGUUGAAGAAGCCUGCCAGCAGAUGCCCCCGAUUGCUGGGUGCAUCCAAGGGGCAAUGGUGUUACGUGAUUCUAUCUUCGAAACCAUGACGUGGGACGACUGGACAGCAAGCGUCAAUCCCAAGGUGCUCGGCUCUUGGAACCUCCACCUUGUGAUGCCCCGCGGCCUAGACUUCUUCACCCUCUUGUCCUCCAUCUCAUGCGUCCUCGGAGGCGUCAGCCAGUCCAACUACGCCGCCGGAAACGCAUACAUGAACGCACUGUGUCAGUACAGACACUCAAUCGGCGAGCGAGGCACAAAUGUUCCCAACCUGGGGAUGAUGGUGUCCGAAGGCGUCGUGUCCGAGAGCGAGCAGUUGCUGUCGAAGAUGCGAAACAUGGGCAUGUUCAUGGAGAUCCAGCACGAGGAGAUGUUUGCCCUGCUGGAACAGUACCUGCGGCCUCAACAAAGCAGCAGCGAGGACGCCCAGCCGAUCUUCGGGAUACAGCUGCCCGCUGCCAUGAAGGCCGCUGGAAAGACGCUCCCUCGCCAUCUGACGCAGCCCAUGUUCAGGCACUUCCACUACACGGACACGAGAGUACAAAGUGACAAUGGCAAAGCCCUAGUUGACGGCCAUGUUGACUUCACAUCUGUCAUCCGCAGUGCAGACACGACAGAGCAGGUGGCCGCGCACAUGACCGAGUGGCUAAGGGCAAAGAUGUCACAGGUGCUGGGUCUGGAUGUUGCGGAUAUCGAUGUCGACAAGCCCAUCAGCGCGUAUGGUAUCGAUUCCCUGAUUGGGAUGGAAAUACGCAACUGGUUUGAGAAGGAGCUUGGGGCAAAGAUGGCUAUUUUCGAGCUGCUCAGUGCCGGCACGAAUAUGGCGGACUCGUGCAGGACUGCCGCAGUGAGAACUCGUCUUAGAAGCAAACAGGUAGUUGGUGCAGUUUGA
Messenger RNA from Diaporthe batatas, 7683 nucleotides. RefSeq lists its product as uncharacterized. Gene Ontology annotation, molecular function: phosphopantetheine binding; 3-oxoacyl-[acyl-carrier-protein] synthase activity; oxidoreductase activity. Lineage: Eukaryota; Fungi; Ascomycota; Sordariomycetes; Diaporthales; Diaporthaceae. Bases 1 to 7683 code for a protein of 2560 amino acids. The record is from RefSeq and is a predicted model, not a curated record. The transcript has 12 exons. Gene Ontology annotation, biological process: fatty acid biosynthetic process; secondary metabolite biosynthetic process.